Molecule: messenger RNA, 1344 nt
Organism: Macrosiphum euphorbiae (potato aphid)
Lineage: Eukaryota; Metazoa; Arthropoda; Insecta; Hemiptera; Aphididae
Source: the annotation of a GenBank genome assembly
AUGGUCAUGUUACGUUUAUUUUGUACUAAACCGAUCAAUUUGUCAACACUACGUUCCUUUAUUACUAGACAACCAACUAGGAGUUAUUCAUCCCUCACCAAAAAUGCCGCAAGUAAAAAACCAAUUCCAGUAUCGUCAAUCAAUCUAAGUAAAUUGAAACCAAGAUGGAUGCUUGUUGGAUGUGUAGGAUAUAUUGGAUGCAGAUAUUUACUCAACGGAAGUAACAUAGUCCAUUGUCAACAUAUAGAACUAGAACCAACAUCUGACAACCAUUUUGAUUGGAAUAAGUUAUUGUCUUAUUUGUCACCAGAUGUAUUUAAUUUAAUAGCGGCUAUUGCUACUGCAUUCAUUGUAGCUCUAUGCAAUUUAAGUAUUCCAAUCAACUUACAACAUGUUAUAAAUACUAUACUUCAGUUUGCUAGAGAUGGAGUACCAUUUGAUUUUAAAAAACUUAGCGACCCAUUAUUCAAACUGUUAGCGCUUUACAUAAUGCAGGGCCUGUCAACAUUUAUAUGUAUAAGCAUGCUGUCAAAAGUUGGAGAAAAUGUUGCUAUACGUAUGAAAUAUAAUCUUUUUUCAUCUAUACUUCAACAGGAGCUAGAAUUUUUUGAUAAAACUCGUACAGGAGAUAUUUUGCAAAGGUUAACAACUGAUGUACAAGAUUUUAAAAGUUCAUUUAAACUUGUAAUAAUACAAGGUCUUAAAAAUGCUACACAAUUAAUUGGUGGAGUAUAUGCUCUAUACAACACAUCACCAGAAAUGACUGGAGCUGUAGCUAUUAUUUUACCAACUAUUAUUGUUAUAGGCACAUUUCUUGGCUCUAUUUUGAGAAAACUUAGCAAACUGGCUCAAGAACAAGGUACUAAAUCAACAAUUAUAGCUGAAGAAGUGAUUGGAAAUAUGAGAACUGUUCGUGCCUUUGCAUCUGAAUCUACAGAAUGUGAAAGAUUUUUGACAGAAAUUGAAAAUAACGGAUUAUUGCAUAGGAAGUUAGGUUAUGGUAUUGGGCUCUUUCAAGCUAGUAGUAAUGUGUUCCUAAAUGGCAUUGUUUUGGGAACAAUAUUCCUCGGUGGACAACUUAUGACGACCAGCAGUCUUGAUCCUGGACAGCUUAUGUCUUUUCUCAUGGUUACCCAAAUGCUUCAACAUUCUUUAGGACAAUUUUCAUUAUUAUUUGGUCAUUAUGUAAAAGGUGUUGCUGCAGGGUCCAGAAUAUUUGAAUAUAUUAACAAGAGUCCUAAAACACUGAUUAACGAGGGCAUUCAGAUUCCACAUCAUUCUUUUAAACCAGAAAUUGAAUUUAAAGAUAUUACAUUUUCAUAUCCAACCAGACUGAACACGUAA